CGCACUCUGGGAGGCGGGUGGGGGCCGGCGGUGCGUGCAGCGAGGUCGGCGCACAGCUCCCGCAGCGGGUCGCUCGGGCGCUGUCCAGGCGGAGCCGGCCCGACACGGGCUGCAGCCAUGAUCAAGCGUUUCCUGGAGGACACCACCGAUGAUGCAGAAUUGAGCAAGUUCGUGAAGGAUUUCCCAGGAAGUGAGCAGUGCCACCCACCGGAGGUCAAGACUAGGGUGUGCAGGCCCCAAAUCUCAGAGCCAAGACCCCAGGCUCCAGACCUCUAUGAUGAUGACCAGGAGUUCAAAGCCCCCUCGUGGCCCCAGUCCUCUGACAGCCAGCAGUACAUCUGUGCCCCAGCUCCUCUCAGCCCUUGCAGCAGGCCCCGCAGCCCAUGGGGCAAGCUGGAUCCUUAUGAUUCCUCUGAGGAUGACAAAGAAUAUGUGGGCUUUGCAACCCUCCCCAACCAAGUUCACCGAAAGUCUGUGAAGAAAGGCUUCGACUUUACCCUCAUGGUGGCAGGAGAAUCUGGCCUGGGUAAAUCCACUCUUGUCAAUAGCCUCUUCCUCACUGAUCUAUACCGAGAUCGGAAACUCCUUGGUGCUGAAGAGCGGAUCAUGCAAACUGUGGAAAUUACUAAGCAUGCGGUGGAUAUAGAAGAGAAGGGUGUGAGACUGCGGCUCACCAUUGUGGACACACCAGGUUUUGGGGAUGCAGUCAACAACACAGAGUGCUGGAAACCUGUGGCAGAAUACAUCGACCAGCAGUUCGAGCAGUACUUCCGGGAUGAAAGUGGCCUGAACCGAAAGAACAUCCAAGACAACAGGGUGCACUGCUGCCUGUACUUCAUCUCACCCUUCGGCCACGGGCUCCGGCCAUUGGAUGUUGAGUUCAUGAAGGCCCUGCAUCAGCGGGUCAACAUCGUGCCUAUCUUGGCUAAGGCGGACACACUGACACCUCCAGAAGUGGACCGCAAGAAACGCAAAAUCCGGGAGGAGAUUGAGUACUUUGGAAUCAAGAUCUAUCAGUUUCCUGAUUGUGACUCUGAUGAGGAUGAGGACUUCAAAUUACAGGACCAAGCCCUAAAGGAAAGCAUCCCAUUUGCGGUAAUUGGCAGCAAUACUGUGGUAGAAGCCAGGGGGCGGCGAGUUCGGGGCCGACUUUACCCUUGGGGCAUCGUGGAAGUGGAAAACCCAGGGCACUGCGACUUUGUGAAGCUGAGGACAAUGCUGGUGCGUACCCACAUGCAGGAUCUGAAGGAUGUGACUCGGGAGACACAUUAUGAGAACUACAGGGCACAGUGCAUCCAGAGUAUGACCCGCCUAGUGGUGAAGGAACGAAAUCGCAACAAACUGACUCGAGAGAGUGGUACUGACUUCCCCAUCCCUGCUGUCCCACUAGGGACAGAUCCAGAAACUGAGAAGCUAAUCCGAGAGAAAGAUGAGGAGCUGCGGCGGAUGCAGGAGAUGCUACACAAAAUCCAAAGACAGAUGAAGGAGACCCAUUAACUGGCUUUUGGACCUGGAUAUUUAAAUGUCUUCUUUCUGCUCCUGCCAGCCCCUCCCAGCACCAGCUCUGCUCAGGCCCCUGCAGCUACUGCCACUUCGCCUUAUAUCCCUGCUGACUCCUCAGAGACUCAGAGGAAAUAAAGUUUAAUAAAUCUAUAGGUGGCU
Messenger RNA from Dipodomys ordii (Ord's kangaroo rat), 1662 nucleotides. RefSeq names its product septin 4 (gene Septin4). The transcript is spliced from 12 exons. Gene Ontology annotation, biological process: cytoskeleton-dependent cytokinesis; regulation of exocytosis. Bases 118 to 1497 code for a protein of 459 amino acids. Lineage: Eukaryota; Metazoa; Chordata; Mammalia; Rodentia; Heteromyidae. The record is from RefSeq and is a predicted model, not a curated record. Gene Ontology annotation, cellular component: sperm annulus; septin ring; synaptic vesicle. Gene Ontology annotation, molecular function: GTPase activity; GTP binding; molecular adaptor activity.